Molecule: messenger RNA, 6891 nt
Organism: Anastrepha ludens (Mexican fruit fly)
Lineage: Eukaryota; Metazoa; Arthropoda; Insecta; Diptera; Tephritidae
Gene: Gyc88E
Product: soluble guanylate cyclase 88E
Exons: 9
Coding region: 226-3495 (1089 amino acids)
Biological process (GO): response to oxygen levels; nitric oxide-cGMP-mediated signaling; cGMP biosynthetic process
Cellular component (GO): guanylate cyclase complex, soluble
Molecular function (GO): oxygen sensor activity; guanylate cyclase activity; heme binding
Source: RefSeq, a predicted model, not a curated record
CAGCACUCAGCAAAAAUGUCUUUGAAAUAUCAAAAAUGGAAGAUGGCAAAUUAAUUAAUGGCGUCAGCCAUCACUAGCUGUACACACAUACAAACAAAUAACUCUUCAAGCAAUAUAAGUAAGUAAACGCAUACACAGAGAAAUAUCACACAAACAACGUAAUCAGCGCCAUCAUCGCACAUCCUCCACCUUUGAGCGCUUAACCGCGAGAAUCUUAAGCCGAAAAUGUAUGGUUUACUGUUGGAGAAUCUCUCCGAGUAUAUCAAAUCCGUUUAUGGUGAAGAAAAAUGGGAGGAUAUACGUCGCCAAGCUGGUAUCGAUUCGCCCUCGUUCAGCGUGCAUCAAGUUUAUCCAGAGAAUAUGCUGAACAAGUUGGCGAAGAAGGCGCAACAGGUACUUGGCGUUUCCGAGCGUGAGUUCAUGGAUCAAAUGGGUGUGUACUUUGUCGGCUUUGUCGGUCAAUACGGUUACGAUCGCGUACUAUCCGUACUAGGACGACAUAUGCGUGACUUUCUCAAUGGUCUGGAUAAUCUGCACGAAUACUUGAAAUUCUCCUACCCGCGCAUGCGAGCGCCUUCCUUCAUUUGUGAAAAUGAAACUCGACAAGGACUCACAUUGCACUAUCGAUCGAAGCGGCGCGGUUUUGUCUACUACACCAUGGGACAAAUCCGUGAAGUGGCGCGACACUUCUACCACAAAGAGAUGCAUAUCGAACUGGUACGCGAGGAGAUACUCUUCGAUACGGUGCAUGUGACAUUUCAGCUGACAUUCGAUAAUCGUGCAUUCACACUGGCAUCGCUGGCGAUGACACGCGAGGAGAAGCAUUUACCCAUCAGUGCACAUGUGCUCUUCGAGAUAUUCCCAUUUUGCAUUGUAUUUGGUGCCGAUAUGGUUGUGCGCAGCAUUGGUAAUUCUCUAAUGGUCAUUCUACCCGACCUGCUUGGCCAGAAAAUUACCGCCUGGUUCGAUUUGGUGCGGCCACUGAUUGCCUUCAAAUUCCAAACUAUUUUAAAUAGAACAAAUAAUAUUUUCGAAUUGGUCACAGUAGAGCCCGUUACAGAUCGGGUCGAUAUUCAGCCCUCCACUGAACUAUUGCUGCACGACGAUGGAUCAGAACCGGAAAAGACGUUGCGGCUAAAAGGUCAAAUGGUUUAUAUGGAAAAUUGGCGCAUGAUCAUGUUCUUGGGCACGCCGGUUAUGCCUGAUCUCAACUCACUCAUUACAACCGGCUUGUAUAUCAACGAUUUAUCAAUGCAUGACUUUAGCAGAGAUCUCAUGUUGGCCGGUACGCAACAAUCCGUCGAACUCAAAUUAGCGCUCGAUCAGGAGCAGCAGAAGUCAAAGAAACUGGAAGAAUCUAUGCGUAAGCUGGAUGAGGAAAUGCGGCGUACAGACGAAUUGCUUUAUCAGAUGAUACCGAAACAGGUGGCCGAUCGUUUGAGACGUGGCGAAAACCCCAUUGAUACAUGUGAGAUGUUCGACUGUGUGUCUAUACUAUUCGCUGACGUGGUCACAUUCACCGAAAUCUGCAGUCGCAUCACACCCAUGGAAGUUGUAUCCAUGCUUAAUGCAAUGUACUCCAUAUUCGAUACCCUUACCGAAAGAAACAAUGUGUAUAAAGUGGAAACAAUUGGCGACGCUUACAUGGUUGUGUCGGGUGCGCCAGAAAAGUCUGCUAAUCAUGCAGAUAAAGUUUGUGAUAUGGCCUUGGAUAUGGUUGAUGCCAUUACCGAUCUGAAAGAUCCCUCUACGGGACAGCAUUUGCGCAUACGUGUUGGCGUACAUUCUGGCGCAGUGGUUGCUGGUAUUGUAGGCUUGAAAAUGCCUCGAUAUUGUCUAUUUGGCGAUUCGGUUAAUACGGCGUCACGCAUGGAAUCCACGGGUGCAGCGAUGAAAGUGCACGUAUCCGAGCCAGCAAAGCAAUUUCUUAGCCCCUAUUAUAAGUUAACUGAGCGGGGCGAAAUCGAUGUUAAAGGAAAGGGUCCUAUGAAGACGUAUUGGUUGGACGAAUGUGAAAACCGUAAAUCAUUACAGUUGCCACCCGAACUAUUCCAUCCGAUUUCAACAUUCACUGCGCCAACAGCCGCCACGACUAGCUCUAGUUCAUCUACAGCAGCCUCAACAUCUGAUCGACGCUUGAGUGUAUCACAAACAUUGAAGGCUAUCAUGCCAGCUGCUGCCCAACCAGUCAUAGGCUCAGUUGAGCGAAUGCAAUUGGUUAAUGCCACAAGUGCUAUGAUCAACUCAAUGGAUGUGGUAAGUUCAACGCCACCAGUGCCGUGCAGUGCUGGUAAGGAACGUGGACGUAUAUACUCUCCAGUAACUUUUACGGAUGUAGCGCGUCGCAGCAUAGCAAAUUCACCUAUACGCAAUUCAUAUGGCAGCAAUGAACGUGGCCGUGAAUCGAGAUCUAAUUCUAUGGGGCAUGUCUUUAUGCGUUCGCCCAGCGACAUUUUCGGUUCACUCAUCUUAGACACAGAGGAAUUUUUGGAAGACUUGCAAUACUCACGCACCUCGUUGGUUAACACUGGCACCAGCUCUGCAAUAUGUCCCUACAGUCCAGCACCUACUUUUCGCAUAGGUAGCGCACCGGCCAAACCACGUCCAAAUAAUCCGGAUCAAUUUACGCCAGAAGAACUAGCAGCAAUGGAUCAGAUAACACCACCAUCCACGGCCCCACCACAGGAAACUGUCACAUGCAAAGUAGCACCGUCAACAUCGUCAGCCUCGUUGGAAAAGUCCAAGGCCAGAAAAAUCACAUUUUCACGUAGCCUUACCGUAACACAAGAGCCAGUUGCUACACCAGCACCUGUGCAACAGCAGCAGCAGCAACAGGAGAAGGCACAAGCGAUCGUUGCUCCAAGCUCUCCUGCAGUCUCCAUACCCAUACCAGUGGCACCGAAGGUAACCGCAAUUGCCAUUCCCUCAACGUCAGCUAUAAAGCCUGCGCAAGCAAGUAAGAACAUAUCAUUCGGCAACAGUCGUAUGUCAUCACAAGAAUCUCUGUCCCCCUGUUCACCACCAAUUCGCUCCAACUCUGCACCUCUACCUAUGUCUAAGGCAGCACGCAAAGCAUUCCUCGCCGCGAAACAAACGAAAGCGAUAGAAAAACUAGACAGGAUGAUUGAAGAAGUAAAUGAAGUCGAUGUUCAAAACAAGCGUGCGAAUAUGCGCCGCAUGGCCGCCUUUCGGGAUGAAGGUGGUGGCAAUGAAGGUCUAGGCGGCGGUGGAGGAGGAGGCUGCCCGCUAUUUUUGCCACCACCACCUGGUCCACCAAUGACAAACUCCAUAUCAGACUCGGGCAUAUCUCAUCACGGUCACAACCACAGCUAUUCGUCUGUACACUAUGCCACUUGUCAUCAUGCUCAUGAGCCGAAAAUGAGUAACAGUCACAGUUUCAGUCAUGCUCGCUCAACUGCACACCAGUGUUGUACAGGAUAUAAUCACUCCAAUGGGCGGCAUCGAGUGCAUUCCAAUGCAUGUCAAUUGUUGUAAGAAUGGCAGUAGAUGAGACGUUGUAAGGUGGUGGACGAAAGAGUAUAAAAAUGUAUGCUUAAGAAGGUGCUAUAUAUAUAUACUUUUGUAUGGAUGCAAAAAAUGCCUGAAAGAUCAGGAGAUGCUCGGUAUACGAAACAAAUCCAAAUUCGUACCAAAAAAAACAAAUAAUAAAAAUAUAGGUACCUAAUAUAAUAAUUAAUUAGGAUUAUCAGAACAACUUACACAUAGAUAUAUAGGCACUCAUGCAUAUACAGGGUCCGGUACUCGAAGUGUAACCAAUUAAAAAGGCCAUACAUUUAGGCUGGAAAAUUAAUUUUAUUCAAUUCAAAGUAAAAAAUGUGUGAAAAUAAAACAAAAUUAAAAAUUAAUUUACUUUUACUCGAUAUGUCCACCUUUUGCCUUGACUAUGGCCUUGAGAUGAUCCAGAAACGAAUCGCAAGCUGCCCGAAUGUGACUUGCAGGUAUUUUGGCUUACUCGCGUACAAUGGCUUUUUUCAGCGCCUCGAGACUGGUGAAUCGUUUAGUUCUGCCCUUGCUCUCCAAAAUGGCCCAAAGAGGGUAAUCCAUCAGAUUCGCGUCUGGUGAAUUUGUGAGCAAUUGUGUGGAGAUUAUGAAGUUCGGAACUUUGUUUUUUAGCCAUUCUUGGUUCACUCGAGCUUCGUGAGACGGUGCCGAGUCUUGUUGAAACGUCCAUGGUCUGCCACCGAAAUGUUUGUCUGCCCUCGACUUCAAAGUAUCCUCCACAAUACUUUCCUGAUAAUAAAUCGCAUUUACCUUGACACCAGGCUCGAUGAAAACGAGCGCCAUCUGCGAUUACAGCAACCCAAACCAUUACCUGUGGCGGGUGCUGCCUCCAGGUGGCCAAUCGAUGACUCAAAUUCUCGUAUGAAACGGUCGGUCAAAUAAACCCUAUCAUUUUGUGAGUUUACGAAUUGCUCCUUUUGAAAAAUUGUCUCGUGAGAAAACACAAUGUACGGAAAUUGAGAGCUUUCGGACAAGCGAAACAACCCCUCCGCUCUCUCAAGUCUGGCUUGUUGCUGCUUUGAUGUGAGAUCAUGCGCCUUUUGGGUCUUACAAGACUUGAAUUUGAGAUCAUUUUUCAGUAUGUGGCGAUUCAUCCGGGAUUUCGCUCAAGUCACUUCUUCUCUUUUUGAACCAUUUCUCGUGACGUUGCGGUCUUUUGAUGACCACCUCCAUGACGUUUCACGAUGCUACCAGUAUCAUUGUAACGAGUAAUGGUGCGAUAAACAAAAACUCUAUUUACUUUAAGGGGAUCGAGCUCACGAACAAUCGCUGGUUGUGAUUUUCCAGCCAAAUAUAAUGCAAUCACACUAUUAACCCGUGCCCGUGCAUCAGCUGCGCAAGCGGUCUGAAGUUGUUUACUCUUCAAGUACCGAACCCUGUAAGAUGAUUAGUUGUUAAUUUGGUACAAUUUAUGUCCAUACGCUUAAAAACAAGAUUUUGUAUUACUCUCUCGUUGCUAGUAUUUUUCUUUGCUUUUUUAUUACCUUUUUUACCUAUUUUUGGAAGUAACCCAAAAUCGCGAUACACGAUCUCAGCUUCGGUGGCCGCUUUGCAAAUGCAACAAUAAAAAAUAGAAAAAGCUAAAAACACAUGACAACUGUGAAAAAAUAUUGUUUUUCGACCCUACACAAGAAUGGUAGAAUACGAUACAUCAUUAUACAGAUUGAAGGAUAAUUUUGAGAGUAAUUUUUUCAAGGUAUGACACCUUGGAGAAUCGAGGGAGAGAACUGAGAGGAAAAUAACAAAAUAGCCAAUUGUUUUAAAUAACAAAGUAAAGUUAAGGUAAAGCGAACUCAUACAAGGUGGUAGCAGUUGUACAAAAAAACUGUUUAGAUGUAUUUUGAAAUUUGAUAGUGUGAAUGUCAAAAUCAACUGAUAAUUUUCCACGAACUGCAAACAAAAUAUAUAUAAACAAUCAGAAUGGCCAAUAUAAGACCGUAAUCCAGCUCUCAGCAAAUUUCACAGAAUCGGCUGAUAGGCCAACGAAACAACGGACGUCUUUACACAAAAAUUGGGAUUAUGUUGGUGAUAUACGAAAAAAAUCAACAUAGUCCUCACUUAUGUUGCUUCGUUUGCGUCUGAACAACGACUGAAUAAACGAGUGUAUGAAUACGUGUGAAACGAACGGGCAGAAACCGUCUGCUGAGGGUCCUGUGACGUGGCGUACAAUUUUGUUUUUCACCAUAGCUAAUGGUCACACUUGGUGAAUCUAUCAUCCUAGGUAUGAACAAAAUAGAUCACUUUGACCUUCAAACCACCAAAAUGAUUAAAAACACAGUUGUUCUAGUAACACCGCCUUGAGUUAGGUUAUGUCAUUGUAUACAUUGGAAUAGAAUAGAAAGAAAGAGUUGCUGGUUAACAAACAAAAAUGGUGUCAGCCUAACAGCAGGUUCCGUAAAUUCAUCGAAACCCGAGUAGCGAUAUCGCUAUAGACAUAUGUAACCCUUUGUAUUCGCUUAACUGUGCAACCGACACAAACCAAGUGUUGCUAAAUUCAAGGUGGAAGACCUAAAUUUGGCAUCCAAUAUUAUUUUUAUUUAUUACCUUUUUAUUUUUUUGUUCGUCUUGUUUUUUUUUUAAGAGGCUCCCUGUCCAAUGAACCACACAUUAUACAUGUGACAAGUUUCCCCACACUUGCCUCUUAUCGUACUAGUCCACGAAUCAUUUACAGUCGGCCAAAAAAGUUUUUGCACCGUUAUCUUUUUUACAAUAUUCACAAUAUUUUUCAUACAAAUUCGUUGGUUUUGUCAUGAAAAUACAGUGUACCAUAAGCGGACACUUUUUUCAAUACAUACCCCAAAUCCUUAAAAAUUUCUUUAAAUACUUUUCUCAUAAGCGGACAAGCACCCAAGCGCUGUAUGAUAUAAUAUAUAAAGUGUAUGGUAUAAAGUUCAAAAUUUUAAAAUAUGUUGCUUUUGUUAUAGUAUGGACGAUUUUUUUAACAAACAAACAAAAACUACCAUGAAAAACAUUACGAUUAUUGUAAGAAAACUGAAUGUACCAAAACUUUUUUGACUCACUGUAUAAUCGUAUAUGAACUAAUUUCAUGUUGACUAUAGACGGAUUUUUUUUAGGUAUUUGGCAGAGAAAUAUUGUACUUUCAUGCAGCGAUGUGUGAAAACGUGCAUAGUAAAAAUAAUAUAAUAUUAAAUAUUAUAUUUUUGUUUUUAAUUUUAUUUAAAUUUUUUCUGCCUUACAGCAAAGCACCGCGUUUCCAUUUCAUGUGAAAUAGCUGCCCAAAUCUAUCUAAAAUGUUUAGCUGCGAAAUAUGCAUGAAAUUUCACAAUAAUUUUACGACAAAGUUGUACUCUAUUCACGCUAUGAAAAAGAUCGCAACAUGUUGCCACAAUGAUGCCAGCAACAUUUUUU